UACAAUUAUCUGUACUGACUUGUGAACGUCAUAACAUUUUUUUUUUAAAUAUUCAUCAACUUUGUAUUUUCGUACACUAGUAUAAUGUCGUAAUAGCGCGUAAAAUUUUGAAUGGAUUUGGUCUAGGUGUAAAAUUUGUAAGUAAAGGAUUUAUCUAUAGAAACUAUUAUGAGUAAAUAUACAAUUAUCUGUACUGACUUGUGAACGUCAUAACAUAUUUUUGUAAAUAUUCAUCAACUUUUUAUUUUCGUACACUAGUAUUAUGUCGUAAUCAUGGUAAUAGUGCGUAAAAUUUUGAAUAUAUAAUUUAAGUAUAUUUUUCUAUUAAAUGAAUACCCCGGUUUUAAAUUUGUCAAUGUUAUGUUUACUGAGUUCAAGUAAAAUGUUAAUUAAUUAGACUUAACAUUAUCGAUCUAAUAAAUGCAAGAAAUAUUUGAUAAAUUAUAAUUGUUAUGUUCAUUUUAAUUUGAAAUACCUAUUAUACAAAAUUGCUUGUUUAUGUUUAUAGAUCUAAAGUAUCACGUUGUGCGAAAGACUUUCAUAAAGUAUAUGACGGUAUGUGUGAACAGUUACGGACGCACAAGUAAAUGUAUUAACAAGUUACAAAAGAAAGGGCUACUUGGAACUGCACAUUCAUAUAGAAACCAAAAAGUGAUCAGUCAUGGUUACAAUUUUGAUAAAUAUGGACACUCGCACAGACAUUUAAGACACAAGCACGGUAUUGAAAUUGUUAACCAUGGUCACCACGCAGAAGGCCGUUUGCGAAUUCCCUAUUUAGAGAGCCGGCUGCACGAUCAUCAUUCAAAGAUUCAUCAUAUAGCAAGCCAUAAAUGGAGGAAUCCUUUCGAAACCUUUCAACAUAGCUACCAGGCCAAACGUUAUGUGAACAAGAAACGCAUUCAUCAUAUUAUAAACCAUAACUAUCACCAUCUUUCCAGUUCCAGACCUCGUCUUCAUACUGCAAUAUAUUACCACAAACGACGACCCCAUACUUAUAGUUAUUUGCAAGACAUGGAAAAACAUAAGGAAAUGUAUGCACACCGCAAUCAUGUAAUGCAUCACAAUCGCCGUCAUGUAGUACAUCACAAUCGCAAUCAUGUAGGACAUCACAAUCGCCAUCAUGUAGGACAUUACAAUCGCCAUCAUACAGUACACCACAAUCUCCGUCAUGUUGAACAUUACAAUCGCCAUCAUGUAGUACAUCACAAUCGCCGUUAUGUAGUACAUCACAAUCGCCAUCAUGUAGUACAUCACAAUCACCGUCAUGUAGUACAUCAAAAUCGCCAUCAUGUAGUACAUCACUAUCGCCGUCAUUUUGAACAUCACAAUCGCCAUCAUGUUAUACAUCACGAUCGGCGUCAUGUAGUACAUCACAAUCGCCAUCAUGUAGUACAUCACAAUCGCCGUCAUUUUGUACAUCACAAUCGCCAUCAUGUAAUACAUCACAAUCGCCGUCAUGUAAUACGUCAAAGUCGCCGUCAUGUAGAACAUCACAAUCGCCGUCAUGUAGUACAUCACAAUCGCCAUCAUGUAGUACAUCACAAUCACCGUCAUGUAGUACAUCAAAAUCGCCAUCAUGUAGUACAUCACUAUCGCCGUCAUUUUGAACAUCACAAUCGCCAUCAUGUUAUACAUCACGAUCGGCGUCAUGUAGUACAUCACAAUCGCCAUCAUGUAGUACAUCACAAUCGCCGUCAUUUUGUACAUCACAAUCGCCAUCAUGUAAUACAUCACAAUCGCCGUCAUGUAAUACGUCAAAGUCGCCGUCAUGUAGAACAUCACAAUCGCCGUCAUGUAGUACAUCACAAUCGCCGUCAUUUUGUACAUCAUAAUCGCCGUCAUGUAGUACAUCACAAUCGCCGUAAUGUAGUACAUCACAGUCGCCGUCAUGUAGUACAUCACAAUCGCCGUCAUUUUGUACAUCACAAUCGCAAUCAUGUAGUCCAUCACAAUCAUUACAAACAAGUUAAUCUACACAAGCAUACACGUCGCCAUAUACAUAAACAGAUUCACCCAUUUGCACUAGGUCGUAAAUCCAGUCAUUUAUCAGUCGAUAGGCACAACUUUGAUAGGGAAUGGCGUAUGAGCAGACAUGGACAUGUAUCUGAGAGACAACAAGAAAGUCAAAUAACUGAACAUCAUGAGAGUUCUGGUCUGACGAUUUCUGGUCAUUACUUCAAACGAUUUCAUCAACUUGGAGUUAGAUUAAUAGGACGUGGUAUUGUCUAUCAUCAUACUUUUUAUAAACUACGCUGUAGCGAAAGAAGGCUGUACAUUUCAUUGAAGAAAUGUAUUAGAACAUAUGGUGGAGUUGAGCCUUGCUUUCCUAGAUUGUAUGGACGUGGAUUGAUAGGAAAACGCCAUAAAUAUAACAGAUAUGGUCACGGAUUUGGUCUAGGUGUAAAAUUUGUGAGAAAAGGAAUUAUCUAUAAAAACUUUUAUCUUAAGUAUCACGUUGUGCGAAAGACUUUCAUAAAGUAUAUGACGGUAUGUGUGAACAGUAACGGACGCACAAGUAAAUGUAUUAACAAAUUACAAAGGAGAGGGCUACUUGGAACUGCACAUUCAUAUAGAAAACAACACGUAAUUAGUCAUAAUUUUGCAUCACAACAACAGCUUUUGCAUCUAAACUCUGCAUCCACAAGACCAGAUGGUUUGCAUCAUAAUGCAGGCUAUAGACACAUCCAUGCUAUUAAAGUAGACAAACGGACUUUUCAAAGAUACCGAAAGCUUGGUGUUCGGUUAGUGGGACAGGGAAUACUGUUUAACGGAUAUUUUUACAGAAUACGUGUAGACUAUACUAUAGUUUAUAGAACCCUUCGUUCAUGUAUGAGAAGUCAUGGUGGAGUUCAUGCUUGUCUUCCUGUCUUGUACAAGAAAUCAUUCAUCGGUUCACGUCAUCGGUUCAUGAAAUACGGAAGAGGGUAUGGACUUGGGAUAAAGUUUGUCAGGAGAGGGAUAGUUUAUAAAAAACAUUUUUACAAGUUCAUGAUACGGCGAAGACGAUUCAUUCGUUAUAUGACCACAUGUAUCAACAGCUAUCAUCAUACUGAUGUUUGUUUAAAUCAGUUACACAAACAGAGGAUAAUAGGGCAUGCUGUAACAUGGAGAGGGAAACAUAUGUUUCAAAAGGUUGCAUCACACCAACUUGUUAUACACCGAAGCUCUUCCAAUUAUGGGCACGUUCAUGGUAUCAAAGUAGACAAGCGCAUUUUCCGAAUGUAUAGAAAGCUUGGAGUUCAGCUAGUAGGACAAGGAAUUACUUACCAUGGAUACUUUUUCAGAUUCAGUAUGGACUACAGCGUAUUUUAUAAGAUUCUCCGGUCAUGUAUUAGAACACACGGCGGCAUACGUAGCUGUUUUCAAUACCUGCACAAAAAGGAACUAAUAGGCAGGCGACAUCGCUUCCAUAAAUAUAACCGUGGGUAUGGCCUUGGGAUAAAAUUUGUCAGGAGAGGGAUAGUUUAUCAAAAACAUUUCUACAAAUUCCUGAUACGACGCAGACAAUUCGUUCGUUAUAUGACCACAUGCAUCCACAGCUAUCAUCGUGCUGACGUUUGUUUAACCCAGUUACACAAACAGAGGUUAAUAGGGAGUGGAAAACACAUACUUCAUAGGGUUUUUGGUUCUUAA
This is a messenger RNA of Mytilus californianus (California mussel), 3633 nucleotides long. RefSeq lists its product as uncharacterized. The record is from RefSeq and is a predicted model, not a curated record. Lineage: Eukaryota; Metazoa; Mollusca; Bivalvia; Mytilida; Mytilidae. The transcript has 11 exons. The coding region runs from base 499 to 3633 and encodes 1044 amino acids.